AUGGCUACCAAUCAAGCUGCUGGAAACAUUACAAGCAGCGCCGAUCGUAUGGCCGGCGCUGACCAUGCUGAAGUUAGAUAUUUCACCAGCUAUGAUCAUCACGGCAUCCAUGAAGAAAUGCUGAAAGACGACGUGCGUACUCGAUCGUAUCGCGAUGCUAUUUACCAGAACAAGCAUCUCUUCAAAGACAAAGUCGUUCUGGACGUUGGAUGCGGAACCGGUAUCCUGAGCAUGUUCGCCAUCCGCGCCGGCGCAAAGCACGUUAUCGGCGUUGACAUGUCGUCCAUAAUUGAAAAGGCUCGCGAGAUUGUUGCUGUGAACGGCAUGGCCGAUAAGAUCACCUUGUUGCAGGGCAAGAUGGAAGAGGUCGUUCUUCCUUUCCCCAACGUUGAUAUCAUCAUAUCGGAGUGGAUGGGAUACUUCCUUCUCUACGAGAGCAUGCUGGACACUGUCCUUUAUGCUCGUGAUAGAUAUCUUGCCCCCGGUGGCAAGAUCUUCCCAGACCAGGCCACCAUUUACGUGGCCGCUAUUGAAGAUGGCGAGUACAAAGAUGAUAAGAUUGGAUUCUGGGAUAACGUCUACGGCUUCAACUACAGCCCAAUGAAGGAGAUUGCUCUCAGCGAGCCCCUCGUUGACACUGUUGAGUUGAAGGCUGUUGUCACCGACCCUUGUGCAGUUCGUACCCUGGACCUGAACACCGUCACAACAGCAGACCUCGCCUUUAGAGUUCCAUACUCGCUGCCCGUAAAGCGCAACGAUUUCAUCCACGCCAUUAUUGCCUGGUUUGACAUUUCAUUUGCCGCUUGCCAUAAGCCGAUUACAUUCUCCACUGGCCCGCACGCCAAAUACACCCACUGGAAACAGACAGUGUUCUACUUGCGCGACGUUCUCACCGUCGAAGAAGAGGAAGUUGUCAAUGGAUUCAUUGAAAACAAGCCCAACUCCAAGAACAAGCGUGACUUGGAUAUCCGACUCUCGUACAACCUCGAGACACAAGACCAGACUCGGUUUGCUCAAGGCCAGUGCGAGUACAAGAUGUAG
Talaromyces rugulosus is the source of this 1041-nucleotide messenger RNA. RefSeq lists its product as uncharacterized. Lineage: Eukaryota; Fungi; Ascomycota; Eurotiomycetes; Eurotiales; Trichocomaceae. The record is from RefSeq and is a predicted model, not a curated record. Gene Ontology annotation, molecular function: protein-arginine N-methyltransferase activity. The transcript is spliced from 6 exons. Gene Ontology annotation, cellular component: nucleus. Gene Ontology annotation, biological process: peptidyl-arginine methylation. The coding region runs from base 1 to 1041 and encodes 346 amino acids.